CGUCGUCCGGGUUUGGCCAGUGUUUGCCGUCAUUGUAAAUAAGAAUUUGUUCUUAAACUGACUUGCCUAGUCAAAUAAAGGUAUUCCACACCGAUCUCGACAAACCAUUUCUGUAUGGACCUCGCUUUCUGUGAGCUUGUGUGACCUACCACCUCCUGUUGUUGCUCCUAGACGUUUCCACUUCACAAUAACACCACUUACAGUCGAACUGGGCAGCUCUAGCAGGGCAGCAAUUUGACAAACUGACUUGUUGGAAAGGUGGCAUCCUAUGAUGGUGCCACCUUGAACGUAACUGAGCUCUUCAGUAAGGCCAUUCUAAUGCCAAUGUAUGUCUUUGGAGAUUGCAGCAAGUGUGGCUGAAAUAGCUGAAUCCACAAAUUUGAAGGGAUGUCCACAUACUUUUGUAUAUAUCGUGUAUGUUUGGCAUGUUAACUGUAAAUACGUCCUGCUUUUUUAGCCUAGGAAAGCUGGUUAUAUUUAUCUUUCCUUGUUUGCUGCAGCCUCGCAUCUCAUGACUGGUGCUUUCUCAUGAUCCAGCAGUGAGAAAUAAUCCAAGUGGCAGUUUUGGAGGUCCUGUCCCAAGCAACAGGCCACAGUGAAUCACAGACACGGGUAUUAUGUUCUUCUGCAUCCAUUCAUGUCUCAAUUUGUAAAUGUGCAAUUAAGAAGUGUUUCAAAGAGAGUGAUUCUUUAGAACUCUUUGUCAGGGUUGAAAUGACACGUUAGCGGAGAUGGCGCCUAUGGACAUGGUCGCCCUGUAACCAAUUUUGCAGUAUAUUUUUGUGUGUGUUAUUUCUUACAUUAUUUGCUCAGAACAUUUCUUGCAUUAUUACCUACAUCCGAAAAUUACUUUUGGAUAUUAGAUCGGCAUUUGGACCAGAAAUUCAACGUUCCGAAUUCUGACAUUGCUCGUUCUAAUAUCUCUAUAUUUAUUUUUUAUUUUUAUUUUUGGGAUUUGAGUGUAUUGUUUUGUACUGUCAGGUAGUACUCCACUGUUGGAGCUAGGAACAUAAGCAUUUCUUUACACCCGCGAUAACAUCUGCUAAAUAUGUGUACGCGACCAAUAACGUUUGAUUUGAUUUGAUAUUCACUAGACAUUUCCCUAAAAAUAGGGGCCUGGGCCAACAUAAGUAUUAAACACCUGCUCUUGGGGACCCUUUUGAUGUUUUCAAUGAUUAAGGGAAUGCCCUUGUUUGCUUUGUUCCCAUAACCCUUGUAGUUCAAGCCCUGCUCUUCAGUGUUACAUACCUUGACUGAAAUGUGCUCUCUCUGUAAAUUAUUUGUGUGUUCUUGACUGAGCCUCUCCCAGAUGAAUGGCAGCCAGGUUUGCAUAAUGUGGAAUUUAACCAGGUAUGUGUUCUGCCCUGUGGUGUAGUUGGAUAGGGGAGUGGUGUGGUUGAGUUACAUGUUAAGUCAGUAAAUGAGAUUGGACAUUUACAAUGCAAUAAUAUGCAGCAUCGGUAGCCCACACCUUAUGACCACAUUAGGAAAACCUGAACUUUGAAAGAUGUGAUUUUGUCAUCACCAGCACUGCUGCUUUACUCAGAGUGAGUAUUUUUAACUGGGAUUAUGAAGUGAGAUAGGCCUACAUCUUUUUUAAAUUAACAAUAAAGGGACGAAUCUGGGUUUGGCAGAUGCCAAGAGAACGCUACCUGCCCCAAUGCAUAGUGCAAACUGAGAAGUUUGAUGGAGGAGCAAUUAUGGUCGUUAGUUCCAGUGAAGAGAAAUCUUAAUGCUACAGCAUACAAUGACUUUCUAGUCGAUUCUGUGCUUCCAACUUUGUGGCAACAGUUUGGGGAAUGCCCUUUCCUGUUUCAACAUGACAAUGCCCCCAUGCACAAAGCAAGGUCCUUACAGAAAUAGUUUGUCAAGAUCGGUGUGGCAUGCACAAAAGUCCUGACCUCAACCCCAUCAAACACCUUUGGGAUGAAUUGGAACCCUGACUGCGAGCCAGGCCUAAUUGCGCAACAUCAGUGCCCAACCUCACUAAUGCUCUUGUGGCUGAAUGGAAGCAAAUCCCAGCAGCAAUGUUCCAAUAUCUAGUGGAAAGCCUUCCCAGAAGAGUGGAAUCUGUUAGAGCAGCAAAGGAAGGACCAACUUUAUAUUAAUGCCCAUGAUUUAGGAAUGAGAUGUUCGACAAACAGGUGUCCACAUACUUUUGAUAAUUUAGUUUAUGGCAUACAAGUAACUGCCAAAAUAUAGAAAACCAGCAUAGUGUCUAAAUAGAGCGUUUGGUCACCAUGAGCUGCCAGGGUCAAUGCGCCUUGGCAUAGUUCUACAAGUGUCUGGAACUCUAUUGGAGGAAUGCGACAUCAUUCUUACAUGAAAACUCCUUUAUUUAGUGUUUUGUUGAUGGUGGUGGAAAUCGCUGUCCCAGGCGCCGCUCAGGAAUCUCCCAUAGGUGUUCAAUUGGGCUGAGAUCUGGUGACUGAGACACACACAUGCCCUUUAAACCCCCUAUGCAUCUUUGAAAUCCUUCUUUUAAAGUCACUGAGAUCUCUUCUUCCAUCCAUGGUAACCAAAAUAAUAAAUGGGCCUUUUUAUACAUGACCCUAAGCAUGAUGGGAUGUUAAUUGCUUAAUUAACUAAGGAACCACACCUGUGUGGAAGCACCUGCUUUCAAUAUACUUUGUAUCCCUCAUUUACUCAAGUGUUUCCUUUAUUUUGGCAGUUACCUGUAGGUCCCUCUUCAUUCAUCACUCUUCACUUUUUGUAUCUUUAGUAUCUUGCAUGUUUCUCUACUGGCAUGUUGCCGUUGGUCAGGAGAGUACUGUACCCGCUAUGGAUGUGAGCUAGACAUACCUACGUCAAGCCUGAUGCUCAACAGCAUGCUAAACCACAGCUUUCAGUCAGCCGUAGACAUCACGUUAUGAGUUAGUAGCGUUAAUAUAACUCAGAAUAAACUCCCACCUCCCACUUUUCUAUUAAUUGCACAUGCUUGUGUAAUUAUAUACCAGGCGGUGUCAGAGGAAGGCCCUGAAAAUGGUCAAAGACUCCAGCCACCAAAGUCAUAGACUGUUCUCUCUGCUACCACAUGGCAAGAGGUACCGAUGCACCAAGUCUGGAGCCAAUGUAACCCUGAACAGCUUCUACCCCCAAGCCAUAAGACUGCUAAACAGUUAGUUAAACAGUUAACCUGGACUGUCUGCAUUGAGCUUUUUUGCACAAACUUUUUUUUACUUAUUACAUGUGCUGCCUCUACUGUUUAUUAUCUAUCCUGUUGUCUUGUCACUUUAUUCCUUGUUAUGUUAUGUUAUGUUACGUGUCUACCUCAAUUACCUCGUACCCCUGCACAUCAACUCAGUACUGGUACCCUGUGUAUAUUUCCAAGUUAUUACUCGUACCCCUGCACAUCAACUCAGUACUGGUACCCUGUGUAUAUAACCAAGUUAUUACCUCGUACCCCUGCACAUCCACUCAGUACUGGUACCCUGUGUAUAUAACCAAGUUAUUACCUCGUACCCCUGCACAUCCACUCAGUACUGGUACCCUGUGUAUAUAACCAAGUUAUUACCUCGUACCCCUGGACAUCAAUUCAAAUCAAAUCAAAUUUAUUUAUAUAGCCCUUCUUACAUCAGCUGAUAUCUCAAAGUGCUGUACAGAAACCCAGCCUAAAACCCCAAACAGCAAGCAAUGCAGGUGUAAAAGCACGGUGGCUAGGAAAAACUCCCUAGAAAGGCCAAAACCUAGGAAGAAACCUAGAGGAACCAGGCUAUGAGGGGUGGCCAGUCCUCUUCUGGCUGUGCCGAGUAGAGAUUAUAACAGAACAUGGCCAAGAUGUUCAAAUGUUCAUAAAUGACCAGCAUGGUCAAAUAACAAUAAUCACAGUAGUUGUCGAGGGUGCAGCAAGUCAGCACCUCAGGAGUAAAUGUCAGUUGGCUUUUCAUAGCCGAUCAUUAAGAGUAUCUCUACCGCUCCUGCUGUCUCUAGAGAGUUGAAAAUAGCAGGUCUGUGACAGGUAGCACGUCCGGUGAACAGGUCAGGGUUCCAUAGCCGCAGGCAGAACAGUUGAAACUGGAGCAGCAGCACGGCCAGGUGGACUGGGGACAGCAAGGAGUCAUCAUGCCAGGUAGUCCUGAGGCAUGGUCCUAGGGCUCAGGUCCUCCGAGAGAGAGAAAGAGAGAAAGAGAGAAUUAGAGAGAGCAUACUUAAAUUCACACAGGACACCGGAUAAGACAGGAGAAGUACUCCAGAUAUAACAAACUAACCCUAGCCCCCCGACACAUAAACUACUGCAGCAUAUGGUGUAUACACAUGGUGUAUUUAUUAUAACUUGUAUUAUUACGUGUUAUUAUUUUUCUAUUAUUUCUCUAUUUUCUUUCUCUCUGUGUUGUUGGGAAGGGCCUGUAAGCAUUUCACUGUUGUUUACAAGCAUGUGAUGAAUACAAUUGGAUUUGAUUCGAUUUUUGAUUACGAGGGCACAAUGCACAUACACUCGUAAAUAUUUAUCUUUCUACCGUCAGCAGAGGCCCCAGCUCUUCCCUCAGCGGUAAGGGUACUCUGCAUUCCUCUCUGAGACCUUGACUCAUUAUACUAGGUGUGGCAGGUAGCCUAGUGGUUAGAGUGUUGGACUUGUAACCGAAAGGUUGCAAGAUCGAUUCCCUGAGCUCACAAGGUAGAAAUCUGUCGUUCUGCCCCUGAACAAGGCAGUUGUUCACUGUUCCUAGGCCGUCAUUGAAAACAAUAAUUUGUUCUUAACUGACUUGCCUAGUUAAAUAAAGGGAAAUAAUAUAUAUAUAUAUAUAUAUAUACAUACUAAGAGGGGUAAUUCAACAGGGUGUGUGUCUGAUAAUCACUGAUACUCAGAAGCCUGGGGAGCUGUAGCCUACUGUACUGUAGUGUCCGAUGCUGUACCCUAUGGCUAAGCUACAAACAGAAUACAAGCACGACCACCCACUUUGGUCUGCACAGUUUUGACUUCCUAAAAUAAAGGAUCAAUGGUGAUGUCAAAUGCUUGUCAAGUUGUCACGUUUUGUUUAUUAAAUUAGGUUGUUGUAAGAUAGACUUGUUUUAACUUGUCCAGUUUCACUGCACCCUUUCUGUAGUGGGCUAACACAACAUUUAAAUCACACUACUACAGAUAGCUAUUACGUUUCCCUUGGAUAUUUUUGUGAUAUUUUUACUACCCACAGAUCACACCCUCUUAGUCUGAUACUCUCUAAACAUUAUUGUCCUUCUCUGUUUGCUUGUUGGGUGGAUAGCACAGUUGGAAUGUGGUGUGCCCAACCUUCAAUAAAGGUGUAUGUAGUAGUAACUAUGAUCAUUCUUGUUGGAUACGUUUUUAUGUAGUGUGAACUUUAGGCCGAAGUGGAUGUUGGUGUAUUGUUUGGCAUUACACUAUAGCCUUUUAGUGUUCUGGCAUUUCCUCCCAAAUAUGUCUAGAAUCUAGAUAUUCUGUUUGUAAUGACAACUAAUCAGUGGUUUAAUGUCAUUACUAGAUCAUUCAAUCUCCAAUGUUUCAAGGUGGAAAUUAAUUUAGAUUGGUUUGAUUGAAGUCAGUAAAUGUGAGUUAGUAGCACCCUGGAAUCUAACAGGUGACUGGCCCUGCCACAUUCCAGUGUUUCUCCAUUGGAAGUCUACCAAUGAGGAAUCACACUGUUAUAAUAAUGUGUAUCUCUUAGUGUUGACUCCCUUGAUCUAGAAAAGCAGUGCCUAUUCAACAAUGUCUAUAAAAAAACGAUCUUUAUUGAUUAUGCCCAGGUAAGACAAAGUAAAUAUAUUAAAAGAUAGGAAUGCAUGUGUGUAGGAAUGGAGGGAACGUGAGAGAGAGACAGAGAGAGAGAGUGGGAUGGAGAGCAGGAGAGAGGAACAGGUCUACCCGGUCUGUUCCUCUGGUCUAGUGCCUUCAUGAUGUCACACCUGUUCAUUGGGGUGGAGCUGAGACAGGUGGCUGCUCUUUAACUAGAGAGAGGAGACACGGCUAGAGAGAGAGGUACAGCGAGGAGAGGGAAGUGAGGAGUAAGAUAAUUGCACUGGGACUGACAGGACACACAGCCUCCCAGGAUGUUCAGCAAGAAGAAGGAGUACGACCUGGUGAAAGUGGCCCAGAGCCAAGGUAAUGAUGUGGCCGUGCUGGUGGCGCGCAUGCAGAGCAAUGCAGACCAGGUGGAGAAGAAUGUGCUGCGCUCUGAGGAGCUGAUGGCUGUGGACACAGUGAAUGGCAAGAAGGACAGGCCCUUACUGCACCAGAAGGAGAAUACAGAGAUCCUAGCUGGGGCUGAGGGGCUGCUGAAGGAUCUGUUCCUGGAUGUGGACCGGGCCAAGAAGCUUUCACACCCACAGGCUGGAGAAAUAGAGAUUGAUGUGAGAAACCUCCAUGACCGCUGGUCUAAGGACUGUACCAUGUACCGGGACUUGUAUGAGGCAGUGCAGGAGGUGGAGCUCACUCCCAGGAUUGACUGGUCUCAGGUGCUGGAGGAGAAACAGAAGCAGAUACGUGCAGAGAGGUACGGGCCCAACCUGUCUGAUGUGGAGAAGCAGAUUGCCUCUCAUAACAUCCUGCACCAGGAGAUCGAGGCCUACGGCUCCCAAAUGAACCGCAGCAGCACUGGCUCUCCGGCAAAGUUGUCUACCAUUCAGAGACAGUACACAGAUCUCUUGGAGGCCUCCCUGUGGAGACACAGGUACCUGGCCUCUCUGUAUGACUACAUGCAGGGCUGCAGUAAGGAGCUGGUCUACCUGAGCGAGUACCAGGAGAGGAUCCUCAGGAAGGACUGGAGCGACCGCAUGCUGGACCCCCCAGGGGUGCGCAUGGAGUACGAGAAGUUCAAAAACAACACUCUGCUAACACAUGAGAGUGAGACCAACCAGCUACAGAUGGAUGGGGAUCGUCUCGUUGAAAUGAAGCACCCUGCCAGCUCCACAAUACGGGCACACAGCGACGCAUUGCAGAACGAGUGGCAGAGCUUCCUAAACCUGUGCAUCUGCCAGGAGGUACACCUUGACAACAUAGAUAACUACAGAAAGUACCAGCUGGAUGUAGAGACCUUGUCUGAGUCCAUGAAGAGACUCAACUCUAAUCUGGACCCCAAAUCACUGGACAACAAGAACAACCCAGAGAUCCUGCUACAGCUUGAGGGUGAUGAGAGAGCGAUAGAGAGGAACGAACAGCGCCUCGUAGCCCUGAGGGAGUUCACCAGCACCAUCGCCCCUCUGAAGCUGCGGCGUCUACGCCCCACCAAACCCACCCCUGUGGUGUCCCUGUGUGAAUGGACCAAUGGAGAGGACUCAGUGUCUCAAGCAGAGAAGCUUAUGCUAAAGUCCAACUUAGACGAUGAGAACUGGGAGGUCCAGACCAGCACUGGGAAGACCAAAACCCUGCCUGGAGCCUGCUUCCUGGUCCCACCGCCAGAUACUGAGGCCCUUGAGAAAGUGGAAAGUCUGUACAGAGAGCUUUCUAACCUGAAGAGAAAGAGAACUACUCUGAUGGCCUCCCUGAGGAGCCCCGGUGUGGAGGUGGUGCGCUCAGUGAGAGCAGCCCCUGUGGCUAAUGCCCCAGUGGACCCAAAGACCACGGUGCUGGACAAGAUCAGCAAGAACCUGGACCACAGUGAGAAGGACAUCCUGAGCCGGCUGAGGGCCCCUCUGGAUCGCAGUGACCCCACACGUGACCUGGCCAACAGGCUGAAGGAGCAUGAGAGGGACACCCUGACUGUUAGGAACCUGGAGGCAGAGAAGGCAGCGGUCCAGAGAGAUAUGGAUCCCAUCCUAGCCCAGAAGCCCCUUGGGCCCACCACCUCCGCCCUGUCACUCAAACUGAGUGGUCUUAACAACAAGUUUGACGACACCAACGUCCUCUGUGACCUGUACAACAAAAAAGCCACAGCUUCCAUGUUCCUGGAGAGGCAGAUCAAUAUGGUGGACAACUCAGUCUCUGGCUUUGAGGAGCAGCUGGCUGAAGAUGCUGCCAUCCCUGAUGUUCCCAACAUCCUCCAGACACGCAUCCAGAAGCUUCAGAACAUGCGCAAAGAUGUAGCGUUAAAGCAGGAUGAGAUGCUGAAGCUGAGCAGGGACUUGGAGUCCACAGAGCAGCUGAGCAGCUCCCUGCAGAAGGGCUUCCAUGAGUACUGCCCAGACAUCCGCCGCCAGCAGACAGAGGUCAAACACCUGAAGAACCGCUAUGCCAACGUCAACAGUCAGCUACAGGAGAGAACGGUUCUGCUGCAAGAGGCAACCAAUAAGAAUCAAGGCUUCCAGAGCUCUAUCCAAUCAUUGAACUUAUUUUUGACCAACCUGCCUAAUAAUACGAUCAAUCCAAGUGAUGGACUUUCUCAAAUUAACUUCAAGCAGAACUCUCAGAAGAGAGUGGUGGAGGACAUAAAAAGGAAAUCAGAUGAUGUGGGCCUAGCAGUGAAACAGUCCCGUGACUUGCAGAAUGUCCUCAAUGAGUAUGAGGCCAAAUCUGAUAAGUACCGUGGUACACUGAAAGAUGUGGAUGAUGAAGAUGCAAAAAGACGCCACACAUCCGCCAUGGCUGACGCUGUGCUGAAAAAGGAAAGAGCUCUACUGAACCUCUACUCAGAGGUGUCUGCAGAGAAUGAUCAGCUUUUCAACAAGAUGGGAUUGGCUAAGAACAUAAUUGUCCAAAAUGAAGAGAAGGUGAGCCAGGUGGUGGUGAAACAGCAGCGGCAGCUGCAGAGCCAGCAGAAAGACCUGGAGGAAACAGACGUUCUAAAGAGAGAGCUGGCAGAUGAGAUCACCAGGCGCUCCCAUGCUGAGAAUGACCUAGCAACAUACAGAAAGAGGUUUAUUUCACUGAAAAGCCGUAGAGGUGUGGAACGAAUGGAGGAGAGGGAAGUUGUGCAGUACUACCGUGACCCCAAACUAGAGGGUGAACUGGUGUCCCUGAAGAGUAGAAUCCAAGAUGAGACUAUAAAACACUCUGGCACCCAGACAGAGAUAAAGGUUGUCAAUGAGAAUAUCAUCCGCCGGGAGACUGAGCUGACAAAUGUCAAACCUAGGCUGUUGACCAAGGUGUUGACUGAGUUUGAGAGGGACCCCCAGCUUGACAAGGAGGCCACCAAGCUGAGAGAGGAGAUGCGCAAGCUGGAGCAGGAGGUCCAGGUGAGAGAUACAGAGACGGUCCACAUGAAAACUGAAAUCACAGUUCUGGCACAGAAGAGACCAACUAUCAAAGAGAGAGUAGUGAAAAAGGAGGUGGUGAGACUGGAGAAGGACCCAGAGAUGCUGAAAGCAGUUCUGACCUUUCAGACCGAAAUCUCAGAGGAGGGGUUAAGAUCCAAGUCCCUCAAUGAUGACAUAUUCCGCACUAGGAGCCAAAUAAACACACUUGAGAGGAUCAUUCCCACAAUCCAGCCAAAGAUUGUUACCAAGGUGCUGAAGAGGGUGGAGCAGGACCCAAAACUCAUUGAUGAGGUUAAGACUAUCCACACCAGCCUGGAAGAGGAGAACAAGAUCAACAGUGAUUUGAUGAAGGAACUCACCAGCCUCCAGAUCCGAUACAGUGAAGUGGAGAAGGUACGGCCCAAGCUUGAGGUCAAGGAGAUCAUCAAUGAGAUCUACAGGGUGGACCCUGAGACAGAGGUGGAGCUGGUGAGGCUAAGGAAAGAGCUGCAUGACUCUAAUCGAAACCGCACUGAUCUGGAGAAAGAAAUCGACUCAGUUAUGGUGGAUCUUAAAUCUCUGCGUUCCCAGAAACCCAAGUCAGAGUACAAGGAAGUGACCCAGGAAGUGAUUAAAGAGGAGAAGAGCCCAGAGGUCAUCAGGGAAAUUAAGAGGUUGAACGACCAGGUUUCACUUCUGCGGGUCUCAUAUGACAGCACCCUGGAUCUGCUGAGCCGCCUGCGCAAAGAGAGAGAUGAAUGGAAGGUCGAAAAGUCUAAGUUAGAGACAAAGCUUGUUAACAAAGAGGUGGUCAAAUACGAAAAUGACCCCCUACUGGAGAAGGAGGCUGACCGUCUGAGGAGAGAUGUGAGGGAGGAAAUCCAGCAACGACGCAACAUGGAGGAAACUGUCUUUGACCUGCAGAACAAGUACAUCAUGGUGGAAAGGCAGAAACCAGAGGAGAAGAUUGUGAUGCAGGAAGUGGUGCGUCUUGAGAAGGACCCAAAACAACUCCUGGAGUAUGAAAAGCUGAACAAGAACUUGGAUGAAGAGGUUAAAUCCCGUAGAAAACUGGAAUUGGAAGUUCGACAGUUGAGAGCCCUGGUUGAGGAGAAAGAGAAAAACUUGGCACUGAUGGAAGACCGGCAAAAAAAGAUCCAAGUAGAAACAGAGCUUAGACAGAUCAAAUCUCGCAUCCUUGAGCUUGAAAAUACCUCUCAACCCAUUGCGGAGAAGAUUAUUAUUGAGGAAGUCCUCAAAGUGGAGAGAGACCCCAAGCUUGAGAAACUAACCAGUGGCUUACGCACAGACAUGGAUAUGGAGGAAACCAACAUCAGACGGUUGGAAAGGGACAUCCGAAACCUGAAGAUCAAGUUGGACAUCCUGCGCAAGGAAAAGUCCAUGGAAAAGACUGUAUAUAAAGAGGUGAUUCGGGUGGAGAAGGACCAGAAUGUGGAGGCUGAGAGGGACCAUCUCAGAGAUCUAGUGUUGCAGGAAAGAAGUUCCAGACGGGAUCAAGAAGAUGAAAUCCAGAGGCUUAAUACCAAAGUGACCCGGCUCCAGACAACAAAGUCAAGCACCUCUCACGAAGAAACAAGCAUCACCCUCAAUAGAGAUUCCCUGAUGAGAGAGAAGGAAAAUCUCCUCAAAACACUGAGGACUUUGGAGUCUGAGAAACAUGAUUUAAGCAUAUCGUUCCAGCUGCAAUCCAAGCUGAUGAGUGAGAGAAACCAGAUAAACAGGCAAAGAGGCUUCAAGAUGGAUUCUGAGGUACAACGUCUAGAGAAGGACAUCCUGGAUGAAAAAGACCGGAUACACCAAAAGGAGAUCUACAUUAUGGAGCUGCAGAACAAUCUUAAGAAAGACGACCCCUCUGAGACACACACCAUAGAGACCAACCUCUCCACUAGAAUCAGCAUCCUUGACCCCGAGACUGGCAAAUACAUGUCACCAUAUGAUGCCUACUUAGAGGGCCUGAUUGACCGCAACAAGUACAUCCACCUUCAGGAGCUACAAUGUGACUGGGAGGAGAUCACCUCAAUGGGUCCAGAUGGGGAGACCUCGAUUCUGCAGGAUCGCAAGAGUGGAAAGCAGUUCUCUGUCAGGAAUGCUCUAAAGGAUGGCCGCUUGACCCAGUCCGAUCUGCACCGCUACAAGGAGGGUAAAAUGCCUAUCUCAGAAUUUGCUCUCCUGGUCGCUGGGGAUUCCAGACCAAAGCCUUACAUUGGUCCAAUCGCAACACCAAGGACACCGACAAAGACCACUGCAGCAUCUUCUUUGAGCACAAUGCCAUCAUCACUAAGGUCUUCCUACUCAAGUCUCACAAACAAUAGAUACGGCAGCAGUAGCAACCUGAAUAUUUCUAGCGGUGAUGAGCUCUUCCCAAUCUCUGGGGUGCUGGACUCCACCACCAACAGCCGUAUGUCUGUACGUAGUGCCCUGACUCGAAACCUUAUUGACCCAACCACAGCCCAGAAGCUCCUGGAGGCACAGGCAGCCACGGGUGGCAUCGUCGACCUCAACAGAAAGGACAAGUUCUCUGUUCACAAAGCAGUUGAGCUGGGUCUCAUUGACAAAAGUCACAUGCAUCUGCUGCUGAAUGCUCAGAAGGCCUUCACUGGAGUGGAGGAUCCUGUGACCAAGGAGCGUCUCGCAGUAGGGCAAGCUGCUGAGAAAGGCUGGAUACCUCAGGAUAGUGCCAUGAGGUACAUGGAAGCACAGUACCUGACUGGGGGGCUGGUGAACCCCCAUAAAGCUGGUCGCAUUAGUGUCCAAGAUGCUCUUAACACCAAGAUAAUCGACAGCACAGUAGCCAAGAACCUCCAAGACAAGUCUGCCCACACCAAAGAGUUGAUUGACCCCAUCACGAAAGAGAAGAUCUCGUACAAGGAGGCAAUGGAUCGCUGCAAAAAAGAUGUCACUACAGGGCUCUUGCUGCUCCCUGCAGCCUCUAGCGGUGACUCCAAAGAUGCACCAUCAUACUCCAACUAUCGAUUCCCUGGCUGACACAUGCCAGAUCUAGAGAGAUGCUGCAGCUCCAGGUGCUAAAUAGAAAUAGAAAUUCACAUCACAACACAAACACAUGUUCUUAUGUCUUUAUGGUAAAGGUAGAACAUUUUUAUAGUUCUGAUUGUUGAAGUCAGAAAAUGUCUAGGUUGUACUGUACACAUGUACCUGUUCUUUAUUGAUGCUAUGAUUCUCAAGAGUUGCUGUACACAUAAUUUAAAUGAAUGUUUGGUGAAGAGCUUUCUUUGAUUUGUUUUUCAGUAUUGUGAGAGCCAUUUCUUCCAAUAAACUUUCAAAUAAGCACUCAUUACAUUUUUCAAAACAAACUUUGGUAUCUAUGUAUGAUUACUCCUAUAUGAUGGUGGUACUUGUUAAAGUUGUUUAUUUGUCACAUGGACAGGAACACAUUGUGAUGUACUGUACACAGUACAAGGACAUUCUUACUUGCAUGUUCACCUCUAAACAAUGCGACAAUAGAAAAAGUAAAAAACGAAUAAAAUAAAAAUUGAACUCAAUGGAAUUAAAAAAAAAUAAAUUGCAGGAAAAUGACUUCAAGGAUGCUCAGGGAUUAGCCUUUCAUAUAAUAGUAUUGUCUUUUCAGUAAUGGUAGUGGCUCCCCUCUUUCCUGGUGUUUAGUGUGCUGCCCACUGUCAAUUUCACUUCUGUGACCCAGCUGAGACCACAUGAUAACAUGAGGAUGUCCGUGUUUUGACAUUCUCACGAGAUGGCAGAACCAUACAACAAGGUAGCAUGCUAAUGCAGUACACCGUGGAUUUAAUCUGGAGAGUUUCUGUGCUGCGGUGUGUCCAACCGGAACGGGCCGUUAUGCCAGUAAAUAAGGAUCUACAGAUGUAAAUGUCGCUCCCCUUGUCCUGGUGAGAGGUGAAAGGUGUUGUGGGGACUGGUGAGAGUCCCCUCUGAUGGGAUGUCUAGUAAACAGAUUAGUUGGUUACAGACAGGGCUUUAUGGGAUUACUGGACAUGAGCCUGCCUGGGGGAGGAAGUGGCGCCCUCCUGUAAAUGGGGUCGUAAAUUUAGUGACCUGGUGCCAUGACUGGUUAAAAUGAUAUAGGUGUCAUGACGUCGCCUGCUUGGGUAGUGCAAACCCCAUCCCUCUCUCCCUGCCUCUCCCUUUAGUACCACAACCCAUGCGGUGAUCACAGAGAGAUGUCGUAAAUUCCUGAGAAUCCCCUCAUGGCCCAACAGUAUUAGACAGAGGGUAAACUUUCAGGACAAAGGAAUUAUCUUCCACCUCACAGAACUUGAGGUACGAACAUAUUUCAUAUUCCUGUAAAAGUAUGAAAGAUCGGUGGAGAGUCCAGCUAUGAACCGGUCCAUUUGUCACCACGUGGGAAACUCAUGUGAGACUGUGGGACCACAUUACCAUACCGCUGUUUAUAUAAUAACCUCAGAUAUGAGGUUUACAUCUGUUUGUUGUAUAAAAUUAAUGAGUGAGUAUGAUACUGUUUGUAUAAUUGUGUAAUAUGAUUUUGAACGGUUUAAUGAAGAAAAAUACAAAUCCUUUUUUAUUUGAACUAAAUCCAGGACCCGCCCCUGAGCCAGUUGGGUCAGAGACCAUGGGACAGCCCCUCUCUGCUAUCUGAAUAAAAGUCAACUCUAAGAAAUUACCAUAAAACCAUGUUUUUCUCCAUUAGGAGGAGAACGAAGGUUGAGUACCAUUGCUGAAUCUUUAACCAUAUCACGUGGUUAAACUCUUAUACUAAUAAUAACAAGUCUUUGAUAUUGACUACUAGUCUGCAGCUAGGAAUUCGGUAUCAUUGAACGCGAAGAAAGACAACCGCCGAAACAUCCAUUCUACAACGAAUGUCACUGUGAACAAUCCACAAUAACUACGACAGAAGGAACUCCAACAAAACGAACUUCUCUCCAACGAUCAAGACGACACACAAUGAGCGUAAAUAUGUAUAUAUUGAUUGCAAUUGUUCCCGAAUGAGUGAGCGUUCAUGUGUAAAGGAUUAGCAUGUCAAUUGUUAUAAUUAUGAACUCUGUAUUGACUUCUUGGUCGAACGCCAAUUUUUCCUUUGUCUAACAAGCUGCCAUGCCGGUUUAGCUCCCUAGGGCCUAUUUCUCCCAUCAUUUCAUGUAACCCCUUUUAAAGUUUGUUUGUUUGUUUAUGCAUUUCUGUGAAUUAAUUAGUUAGUAAUAAAUAAAUGAUUUAAGACAA
Messenger RNA from Salvelinus fontinalis (brook trout), 14253 nucleotides. RefSeq names its product envoplakin-like. The record is from RefSeq and is a predicted model, not a curated record. Gene Ontology annotation, cellular component: intermediate filament; membrane; cytoskeleton. Gene Ontology annotation, biological process: intermediate filament cytoskeleton organization; wound healing. The coding region runs from base 6004 to 12069 and encodes 2021 amino acids. The transcript is spliced from 21 exons. Gene Ontology annotation, molecular function: cadherin binding; structural molecule activity. Lineage: Eukaryota; Metazoa; Chordata; Actinopteri; Salmoniformes; Salmonidae.